AAUGAAGCUGAGAUUUCUUGGGAGGACCUGUCUCAUUGUCUUGAGUUUGCUUCCAGCUGUUUCUACACAGAGAGGUGGAUGGCGUGUCGUUGGCUCUGAUCAGCCUGUCAUUGCUGAACCUGGUGAUGAUGUCAUCCUGCCCUGUCACAUUUCACCCAGAGUCAGUGCUGUGGACAUGGAAGUGAGGUGGUACAGGGACAGAUUCGACACGCCUGUUCAUUUAUAUCUGAACCAAAGGGAUCAGCUCAGCAGACAGGACAGUGACUACCGGGGCCGCACUGCUCUCUCUCCCUCUGCACUGGAGACAGGCGAUAUCUCACUGAGACUGAGAUACAUCCGGCCCUCUGAAAGAGGCGUCUAUACCUGCUUUGCUGAUGAUGGAAGUCAGUAUGAAGAAGGACAGACUGAAGUGAUAGUCGCAGCUCUGGGGACCCAGCCCUCAAUCUCUAUGGACUCUACACAAGGAGAACAGACCCGGCUGGUGUGCAGAUCAGAGGGGUGGGACCCUGAACCUGAAGUGAUUUGGAGAGACAGGAAUGGAAACGAUGUGACAUCACUGUCCAACACAACACUGCUGAGAGUCAGUCAGGGGCUCCGCAGUGUCAGCAGCUACAUCAAAAUCAAACAGCAGUCCAACGUGUUCUCCUGUCUGGUUAGAAGUAAAACACCAAAACCAGACUGGAAAUCCAAACUCCACAUAUCCAGUGAUUUUUUCCCAGGAGUCUCUGGAUGGAUGGUGGCUUUCUUCUUGACUUUAGCUCUCAGUAUUGGAGCCAUUCCUCUGCUGGUGAUCCAAUGGAGAAGAAUGGAUGCCAUGGAGAGGAAGCUUGAGCCUAUGGCUGCUCUGUAUCUUUAUCAGAACCUUCGUAAGGAACUUGAGUCUAUGAGACAGAUCCCUAAAUCAGAAUGGAAGUGGAUCCGCAGCUCAGCAGUUGAUGUGACUCUGGACCAUGAUACAGCACAGCCCCGGCUCAUCCUGUCUGCAGAGGGGAAACGAGUGAGACUGGGAGAGACACGGCAGGAUCUCCCUGACACUCCAGAGAGAUUUGAUCACAGGCUCUGUGUGCUGGGCAGGGAGAGCUUCACCUCGGGGAGACGCUACUGGCAGGUGCAGGUGGGGGAGAAUACAGCGUGGAUAUUAGGAGUCAGCAGAAUGUCUGCCCCGAGGAAGGGGUGGAUCAGCAUGACCCCCCAGCGGGGUUACUGGACUGUGGAGGGGUGGAGUGGAGGUGAGUUCACUGCUCUCACUGACCCCGAGACCCCCCUCCCCCGGAGCCUGAAGCCCCAGAAGCUGGGGGUGUAUCUGGAUUACGAGGAAGGGCAGCUCUCCUUUUACAAUGUGGAGACCAGAUCUCACAUCUACACUUUCACUGACAUGGAGUUCAAUCCCAAUGAGAAACUAUAUCCAUUCUUCUGUACUGGUUACAGGAAUACAGACCUUGUGCUGGAGUCCCCUGACCCUGACCCUGUCAGCGCUGCAGAUUAAACACACAUUGCUGUCUGAACCAGGAAACUAUUCAAACAGCUCAGACAAUCUCCUCUUCACUUUCACUGACACUCUCUCUGCACUCUUCUGGGCUGAUGAGAAGAAAUCCUCUCUCUUCCACCCUCUUACCCUGAGCCCCUCCUCUUUAUUUCUCUACACCCCCUUUCCUACUCUCCCUUUCUGUCUGCCUCUUUCCCCUCCACCUAUCCAUCUCCAGAUCCCUCUUUCUCUCCUCUUCUGCUCUCCUCUGCCUCCCCUAUGAUAUGUUAAUCCCCUCCAUUUCUCAACCCUGCCCUCUACU
Messenger RNA from Acipenser ruthenus (sterlet), 1787 nucleotides. RefSeq names its product butyrophilin subfamily 1 member A1-like. Bases 2 to 1486 code for a protein of 494 amino acids. The transcript has 9 exons. Gene Ontology annotation, molecular function: protein binding. Lineage: Eukaryota; Metazoa; Chordata; Actinopteri; Acipenseriformes; Acipenseridae. The record is from RefSeq and is a predicted model, not a curated record.